GCAAUGUUUACAGUAGCGGCGACAGUGUGGUAGUGACGUCAUCACAGUGCGACCGAGCAGCGCGAGACGACGCUCCUUAAUAUACAAACCGGUGUUUGUGUGGUUUACAGGGUUUAUGGUAUUUAGAUGUUUAUGUAUCUAAUGUAUUUCAGUUACUCUUUGCUUCAUCUUUCAGUUUGGCGGAGAUUAUCUUUAGCAGCGUAACGUCGAACUUACUUUCACUUUGUUUACUCGUCCUCAUUUUAUCGUGACAGAGCCUACAUUUAUAUUCGAAGCAUUUUGAUGUGAUUGUCGGUGCUCUGUGGGGAUUAUACAUCCACCCCACUUUAGAAAUUAAACCAAAUGGAAGAAGAGAGCUGUAGCCGUGCAGAAGAAGUCGUAAACGACGAUUUAUUGGAGAUCCUGCGCAUCGACGCGGAGCUCGAGCCCGUGUGUGACAGACAGGAGAGCACGCGCUCUAAGAAUGUCCUGCGCAAGCAGCGGAACUGGGAGAGGAGACUGGAGGCCAAGAAAAGCAAGAGAAAAGAGGAGAAACAAAGAAAGAAGCUCAACAAACUAAAUAAAGAUGUGAAUGAGCAGCAGCUCAGUAAACGCGUCAUAAAAGCGAUAACCAAAGAGAGACUGGAAGAGGCCAGAGGAGCAGGACCUGGCCUGUGUGUUGAUCUUAGCAUGACUGACUGUCUGUCUGCCAAAGAAAUCAGCCGUCUUGCAUGUCAGAUCAGGCGCCUCUAUGGAUGCAAUAAGAAAGCCUUACAGCCUUUCCGCAUAUUUCUGACCGAAUUAAAAGAGGACAGUCUUCUGCAUAAGGAAUGUGUUCGGAUGAAUGACGGCUUCCUGAAUUAUUUGAUUGAUGUGACUGAGGAGAGCUGGUUUCAUCUGUUUCCCUCUGAAGAUGUGAUAUAUUUAACCCCAGACGCAAGUGAAGCUUUAGAGUACGUGGAGGAAGAUAAAGUCUACAUCCUUGGAGGUUUAGUGGAUGAAACCAUACAAAAGAAAAUAAGCUACACGAGGGCAAAAGAGCUUGGCGUUCGCACGGCGCGGCUGCCGAUUGAUGAGUACAUGGUGAAGAGACCAAACCCCAAAAACUUCCACUCCAAAAUCCUUGCCAUCAAUCAAGUGUUUGAAAUCCUUCUGACAUUUCGGGACACUAAAGACUGGACUAAAGCGCUUGCCGCUGGAAUUCCUCCAGGAAAAGAACAGAGUUGGAGAAAUGUAGCGUUACAUCACUGUCUCAGCAAUGGAUGCUCUUCAGUGAAUGGGUGCCGUCAGAAUGAGAGUCCAGACAGCUGAUAAAAACAUCACAGUAAUCCACACCACACCAGUCCAUCAGUUAACUUAUUGUGAAGUGAAAAUCUAUGUUUGUAAGAAACAAAUAAAUCAAUAAGACGUUUUAACAUACAUUUUCUGCUCAUUUUAAUUUUGAGUGAACUAUUUAAACACCUGGGCAGUAUUUUUAAAGAUUCUAAGAAUCCUCUCAGAGAGCUCCUAAUUUAGCUUAAAACACACACACACACACAUUAUAUAUGUAUAUAUAUAUAUAUAUAUAUAUAUAUAUAUAUUCUUUAUUUACCAUGCUGUCAUACUUAACGUAUUUUAUAGGAAAUGAACAGCGACACAAUAAGGUUCUGAAAGUGCUGUAACAGACCCAAAUAAUCGCUGCUGCAUAGUUGCAUUUUUCCAGUUGCCAAAUAUGUUAAUGUAGUGAUUACGUCUAUUUCUGUGCGGUGUCGGAGAUGUUAGCAUGUCUUUAAUAAGAUCGGUCACAAACAUGAUUCCUGCACGAUCUAAUGUGUAGCGUUUUAUUAACUCACUGUCAUGCAUUGUGUGCAACACAUUUCUUCUCCCUCUUCAUGUUUCGUCCAUUUUCUCCACUGCUAAAGAAACUCUUCAGCCUCUUAAAUGUCCUCGUCCGUACUCCUAACAAUUUUGGACCUUAAGACGUCUUUUAAGGGUUAAGAUGCUUUAUGAAUUACUUUUUUCUUUACUAGGAUCUUUUCUUAAAUUUUAAGGGGAAACACCCACAUUUCUAAGAAUUUUCUUAGAAUUUUGUUACUAGGAGCAACUCUUAGCACUAAGAUUUUUCAUGAAUACGGGCCCUGGGAAGUAUGGAAGUAUCCUCACUGAGAUAAAAGUUUUUGUAAUUUCCUCGCUCAGAGUUGCUCUCAGGUUGGUCCUGAAUCACUUUUAAGCUAAGACUCCUAGUUACAAAUUUUUAAGCUAAAUUAGGAGCUCUCUGAGAGGAUUAUUAGAAUCUUUAAGAAUACGGGCCCUGGACUUUUAUAUCCUUCAAUAAAAAUGUAAUUUUUGUAAAAUAUACUGUGAUUGAAAAAAUUGUAGUGCAAGUGUAACUAAAAUAUUGAUGCGCCAAUUGCCAAUGAAAACUAUUGGUUUGCCACCCGAAAGGAUUGUGUGCAUUUAGUAUUACUUUUGUUUACCGCUUUUGUUUCUCAUUUAAACACAUAAAUUCACAGUUUAUCCAAAUUUGCCUAAAUAUAUGUCGCCAAACAGAUUUCUAUAAAAAU
This is a messenger RNA of Onychostoma macrolepis, 2522 nucleotides long. It is a transcript of the gene trmt10b, whose product is annotated as tRNA methyltransferase 10B. The record is from RefSeq and is a predicted model, not a curated record. Gene Ontology annotation, biological process: tRNA N1-guanine methylation. The transcript is spliced from 9 exons. Gene Ontology annotation, cellular component: nucleoplasm; nucleus. The coding region runs from base 343 to 1290 and encodes 315 amino acids. Gene Ontology annotation, molecular function: tRNA binding. Lineage: Eukaryota; Metazoa; Chordata; Actinopteri; Cypriniformes; Cyprinidae.